UCUAUUGUGACCCGAGAUCACAGACUGAGCCGCUGCUGCGCCGCUGGUGACGUUAGAGGAGGCGACUGUUUCACCAUGGAGCCCUGGGUGAUGCUGGAUCCGCGGCAGAGAGCCCUGUACCGGGACGUCAUGCAGGAAAGCUAUGAGACCCUGAUGUCCCUGGCACUAUUUCCGAUUUCUAAACCCGACCUGAUCUCCUGGAUGGAACGAGGGGAGGAGCCGUCCGCCCAGGAUUUCCAGGGACGGGAGAGCCCCCGAGGAGCCCACACAGCAGCUGAUGGUUUGGUGAGCGACAACGAGGAGGAGGAUGCUGAGGAGGAGGAGGAGGAGGAAGGCUCAGAGGAGCUGGAACCACGCACUUCUCAGAACCCUGAGUGGGAAAAGAGCCCUGCCGACUCCGAUGAACAAAAGAAAGCCCAGCCAGGGAAGAAGCAUGACAAAGCCACGCAGCGCGGCCCAGGCCUGAGGAAGCCGAAGGGCACGGUGGCCCAGACUCGCUGUGGCGACUGCAGGAAGAGUUUCGAGUGUGGGACGGCUGGGGGCCGGCAGCGGAAGGGCAAGCCGGCCGAGGAGCGCGCCAAACCCUUCCGCUGCCAGGACUGCGGCAAGAGCUUCAUCUGGGCCUCGCACCUGGAGCGGCACCGGCGCAUCCACACUGGCGAGCGCCCCUUCCGCUGCCCCGAGUGUGGGGAAAGCUACAGCCAGAGCUCCCACCUGCUGCAGCACCGCCGCACCCACACCAGCGACCGGCCCCACAAGUGCGGUGACUGUGGGAAGCGCUUCGCCCGGCCUGACGAGCUGGCCGCCCACCAGCAGGGCCACGCGGCGGACAAACCCCACAAGUGUAGCCACUGCGGCAAGGGCUUCAUCUGGGCCUCCCACCUAGAGCGGCACCGGCGCAUCCACACCGGUGAAAAGCCCUUCAAAUGCCCUGAGUGCGGGGAAUCUUUCAGCCAGAGCUCCCAUCUGGCAAAGCACCGGCGCAGCCACACGGGGGAGCGCCCUUACCGCUGCCCGCACUGUGGGAAAAGUUUCUGUCAGAGCUCGGACCUAGCCCGCCACAAGCGGACCCACCUGGGAAAGAAACCCCUGCGCUGCGGCGACUGCGGGAAGUGCUUCCGAGCUGGCCCGGCCCUGGCCCGGCACCAGCGCUCCCACCGGCGGGAGAGGGCCCACCGCUGCGGUGACUGUGGCAAAGGCUUCGUCUGGGCCUCUCACCUGGAGCGGCACCGGCGGGUCCACACGGGCGAGCGCCCCUUCCCCUGCACCAGCUGCGGGGAGCGCUUCGCCCAGAAGGCCCACCUGCUCCAGCACCGCAAGACCCACUCCCCCGACCGGCCUUACAAGUGUGGGGACUGCGGCAAGCGCUUCGGGGACAACGCCGCCUUCCUGGCCCACCAGCAGGGCCACGCGGCGGAGAAGAGCUACAAGUGCGGCGACUGCGGGAAAGGCUUCGCCUGGGUCUCCCACCUGGAGCGGCACCGGCGCAUCCACACCGGAGAAAAGCCUUUCAAAUGCCCCGAGUGCGGGGAAUCCUUCAGCCAGAGCUCGCAUCUCACCAAGCACCAGCGCAGCCACCUGGGCAAGCGGCCCUACAAGUGUAGCGAGUGCGGGAAGGCCUUCAGCCUCACUCUUGACCUCAUCAUCCACCAGCGGACCCACAUGGGUGGCAAACCCUAUAAGUGUUCCCGGUGCAGGAAAGGAUUCACCCGCCGGGCCAACCUUAUCAAACACCAGCGGAGCCAUGGGGAGGAGGAGCCCUGAGGGGAUGCACGGACUGGGCUGCAGGGUGGAGGGAGCCAAAGGGGGAUAGGAUAAACAUGACAGUUGGAGGCUAACAAGAGGGUGUGUGGAGGGGAAUGGUAUAAAUGUGAGGCUCAGAGGCUAACCGGAUAGAGGGACGGUAUAGAUGUGUUACUUAGUGGCUAAUGGGGUGGGGGAACAGUAUAAAAGUGACACAUGGAGGCUAUCAGUGGGGGAACAAUAUAAACGUGACACUCAGAUGCAGUAUAAAUGACCGUUGGCGCAGCUGCCCUGGGAUUCCCUGUUCUCACAGUAGGGUUGCCAGUUUUGGUGGGAUGUAUUCCUGGAGGUUUCAUUGCAUGACGUAAUCUUUAAUUAAAGAUUAAUCUUUAAUUCCUGGGAUUCCAGGACAAUUCUGGAGGGGUGACAAACCUAGUCCCUCGAAAGGCAUUUCCAGAUGUCUCAGAGCGUGUCAACUGGCCUGGCCCGCCCCAGUCACCGAGGGAGACAAAAAAACCUGGCAGGCGAGCUAGUCAUCGCCCCCUGCUCCCCAUUUGCUACGGGGUCCUGUGUAGGGAUAAUGGAGAUUUAAACUAGAGUUACCAUACGUCCAGAUUUCCCCGGACAUGUCCGGCUUUUUGGUGCUCAAAUCCCUGUCCGGGGUGAAUUUCCAAAAAGCCGGACAUGUCCAGGGAAAUAGGGAGGCAUAAGCCUGGGUCCACUGGCCCCAGCACGAUCCACCGGGUCCGCAGCGCAGCCCAGCCGCUCCGGCUACAUUGUAGCGAGCUUGGGCGGGGACCCCCCGGCCACUGGCAGACCGUUCCUGUGUCCCCGUUGCCCUGCGCGGCUCGGAACCCGGCACCGUGGGAGCUGUUUCCGGGGACAACAGGCUGGGGAACGUGCUCGGAGGCGGCGUGUCCCGGGGCUGCAGGGACCCGUGCCGCCCUGGUUGCCAUUGAGCAUCUGAAGCCCCUGCCAGGCAGAGGCUGCCGGGUGAGCCGGGGAGCAGGGCAGGUGGGGUGGUGCAGAGGCUGCAGGGCGAGGAGGAGCAGGGC
Malaclemys terrapin pileata is the source of this 2798-nucleotide messenger RNA. Its product is annotated as zinc finger protein CKR1-like. The transcript has 4 exons. Gene Ontology annotation, biological process: negative regulation of transcription by RNA polymerase II; regulation of immune system process; regulation of cytokine production. NCBI's taxonomy places the organism in Eukaryota, Metazoa, Chordata, Testudines, Emydidae. The record is from RefSeq and is a predicted model, not a curated record. The coding region runs from base 76 to 1764 and encodes 562 amino acids.